Topomyia yanbarensis is the source of this 2683-nucleotide messenger RNA. RefSeq names its product coiled-coil domain-containing protein lobo (gene lobo). Gene Ontology annotation, biological process: flagellated sperm motility. The record is from RefSeq and is a predicted model, not a curated record. NCBI's taxonomy places the organism in Eukaryota, Metazoa, Arthropoda, Insecta, Diptera, Culicidae. Bases 1 to 2343 code for a protein of 780 amino acids. Gene Ontology annotation, cellular component: motile cilium. The transcript is spliced from 7 exons.
AUGGCAAUGCAGAGCGAAGCAGUUGAGCGAAAUAACGAGAAAGAAAAUAGACCUGCCGAUCCGUCGCAUCGAACGAGAUUGGAUCCGGUGAAGGGCUGGACUACUACCUAUAUCAAAGAAUGCGCCGGUCGAAAGAAGGGCUUCUCCCUAGUUUGGUUUGACUGCCUUUGCGCUAAAAUUACCAAGCUCGCGUCAUGCAUCCCGACCCGGCUCCUGUCGCCGGACACUGUCCUCAAGCGUCGCAAGGCGAACAGUUUCGAGCUGGCCACCCUUCUGUGCAGCUAUUUGAUAGGAAAUGGAUUUGCAGCGUGCGUGGUGUCCGGUUACGCUACGCGGGAGAUCGUCAACAACGACCAGCGCCGGGUUAGCUGUCCCUACGUUCCGUGCCCGGUCCAGGAGCACAUCGAAGAUGAGGUGACUGAACCCAGCAAGUACCAGUUGCGCGAGCUCCCGGAUCUACGUAGCCGCUAUCUGCUUGAGCUCGAAGAGGAGAAGCAGGCCAAAAUUAGAGAGGAAGCACGUAAACUGGAGGAAGCUCGUUUGAAAGAAAUUGAGGAUCUGGAACGUCCCGCGGAGGAUACUAAAGCAGGCCACCGGCUGCACGCAUGGGUGGCAGUGAUCUUGAAUGCGCCUUGGUGCUAUAAACCAGGCUAUCGCGAGACCAUGAUCGACCCCAACAGCGGUGAAAAAGUACUUCUACCGCCGAGUGCAUUUUUCAUCGAACCGGCAUCAGGCUUCCGUUUCGAUGUCGAAACUCCUGACUAUUUAGGAAUUGAAAGUGUCUGGAACCAGCACAAUUACUACGUCAACAAGCAGGAACCUAUCACCGACAUCAAAAACAUGCGAUGGGAUUUCAAAAACACCCGUGACUGGGAGCAUUUCCUUCCAGGGGAACCGUACGAACUGCGCGAUGAUUGUAUCAUUCCAGAGGAUCAGGAACCUCUAACCAACGAGGAGGAGUUGGAGAAGGAAAAACACCUGGACAUGCCGGCAUCCUGGGUCGGUCCUCUGUCCGUUUCGCGGAAUCAGUACGAACAGCGGUACCCCAACGGUAGCAAAGCGAUCUAUUUCAAACGUGCAAUCUAUGAAAGAUUCGCUCCGUACUCCAACAUGGUCGGGUUGAUCAAACGGCUGACGAUGUUCGAAACGCUUGAGUACGAGAAUCCGACCAUUCGCUGGGAGUGGUACGAUAAUCGGGAUGACUCGCUGGAGAUGAUUGUGUACGAUUAUAAACGUAAGGAUAUCGAGGAACGGUUCAGUAAAGGGCGAGCGGACUGUUUGAAUACGCUGAAACGUAGCUCCGAGCCGGACAGGGAAUGCCGGUUGACGUUUUUCCACCAAUAUCGGUUCGACGCGCUGCGGGAGCUGGUCUACCAUCCGUGCUAUGUGGUGGAGAAUUAUGACAAGCGAGAUGAUUUAUUAUAUUUCCGAGAGUUCAAAAACGUACCGAAGGACCGCAGCACGUCGGAGGAGUGCAGAUUGACGCAUAUAACGGAAAAGUUUCAUCGCAACGCUGCCAUAGAAGCGGUCCGUGACAUUGCCACCCGGAACUGCUUCAUAGAGGAAAACCGCAUCGCCCUGCAGUUCCAUUACGGAGAUGAUUGCAUCACCGCAUCGACCAGGGAAUUCAUAAAGCCACCCAAAUCGGAGAUGGGCGAAGAAGUACCCUACAACCCUGACUGUACUUCCGGUUACAUUUCCAACCCGUGGGACCCUCAGCCGACCCGUUUAGAACUGUUCCUUCUGCUGAAAAAGCAACUAGCUGCCGAGGAAGCCUCCAGUCAGGCCUUCAAUCGUCGAGUGGUCGAAAUCGAAUCACUUCUAAGCGAGCGCCGGAAGAAAAUCGAUUCCCCGAAACUUACCUUCAGCUUAUUCGAUCCGCUUCGCAACGAGGAAGCUCGCCGCGUUCGAAUGCAAAAGUACGAACAGGUUAAAGCACGCGAAGAAAUUAUUAGAAAGCAGCAAGCCGACUUCCUAGCCCCGUACCUAAUCCGUCUGGACGGGACCCGUCCCGACAAGGAACGACUGAAGGCUGCCUAUCAGAGCUGCGUGCAGGACCUGCACCACUUCUAUCACACACUGGAGGACGAAGUUAAGGGCCGACUGGAUGAGCUGAUUGGCGAGGAGCAAGCGCUGAAACGCUUUCUGGCAAAAUUUCAGGAACACUUCGAGGAUGAGGAGUACGAGAAGUUUGUGCUGGAGGGGGAGAAUAUUGAGCGGAACAAAAAUGUUGCUGAGAUGAGGAUGGAACAUCUGAAGGAUGAGUACCGGGAGAAGGCGGAGCACCUGGAGAGAACGGUUCAGGAGAAGUUAGGUGCCAGUUUCGAUGAGGAGGACGCGUAGGGGUUUUUGACUUUAAUUGAAGAAUAGUGGAUUGGUUUCUUUUUGCGUGAAAAGCUGCGAUCGGGUAGCGUUCUUGUGGGAGCUAUAUGUGUUUAUACUGAUUGAUCAUUAUUGAAUUGGCUUUCUUUGAGUGGUGAUUUUCUAAAUCGAAAGUUCAAUCGAAAUCAAGCACAUGCCAUUUGCAUGUAUUUGCGGUAUACUUUUGCCAAGCAUUUGGAAGUUUACUCUUUGGAAUGUACUUUGUUCCAAAUAUUUAUCAACCUUGCAGCAUUUCGAAUAAUACAUACGGUGUGGUGUGAAAUUGUAUCAUAAAAUAAAUCAACGAACCUUACUGAAGAAU